Leptopilina boulardi is the source of this 558-nucleotide messenger RNA. RefSeq names its product histidine-rich glycoprotein-like. Bases 1 to 558 code for a protein of 185 amino acids. Lineage: Eukaryota; Metazoa; Arthropoda; Insecta; Hymenoptera; Figitidae. The transcript has 3 exons. The record is from RefSeq and is a predicted model, not a curated record.
AUGUUCUCGACUGUGGGCACUGAAGUCACACCCGACAACAUGGUUUCUAUUAUGUUGCAGAGCGCGGACUGUUGGAGGAGCGUCGAGUCCUUCAUUACAACUGUAAUGAGGACGAAGGAGGACGACAGAAGAAGGUUAAAGUCUCAAAAAGGGUGUGAUGUUGAUGAUGAUCAUAAUAAUGUUGAUCAUUGUCAAGGUGAUGAUUAUCAUGAUGAUUGUCAUGAUGAUGAUCAUAAUGCUAAUGAUUAUAAUGAUGAUGAUCAUCAAUAUGAUCAUCAUGAGGAUGCUCAUACUAAUGAUGAUCAUGAUGAUGAUCAUGCUGAUGCUCAUACUAAUGAUGAUCAUGAUGAUGAUCAUCAUCAUCAUGAUCCUCAUCAUGAUUAUCAUAUUUAUGAUAAUCAUCAUGAUCAUUAUUGUCAUGAUAAUCAUCACCUUGACCAUAAUCAUCAUCAUUAUCAUAAUUCUGAUCAUUAUAAUUAUGAUCAUCAUCAUGACAAUAAUUAUCAUGAUAAUUACCACGUUGACCAUGAUCAUCACCAUCAUGAUCAUUAUCAUUAG